AUCUGGACACUGUUUAAUACUGACAUCUUAAAGCAUAUUGCUUUGUACAAGUGUUCACGAGCUAUCCGCUGUCAGUUUAUUCGGGACAUUUAGCUUCAAAUAUCUCGGUACUUUAAUACAACAUGUCGGGUCUGAAGGUGACAGCUCGGGAGCUUCUGUCCUGUUUCUGUCUCAUGAGUUGGUCUGGAAAAACGUUAAUACUUGGACAUGAACACGGGCCGGGUGUCGUCAAAGUGGUUGUGGAAGAAGGUAGUGAUGUUACUUUACCCUGUUCGCUCAGCACCAAGGAGAACAUCGAGUCAAAGAUCUUUGACUGGAAGAAAGAUGGUCAGAAGGAGGUUUUCCUGUAUGAUGCAGGCUUUCAUUACAACAACGGCCGAGCAGGUCAAGAUGAGCAGUUCAAAGGUCGCAUCUCACAUUUUCCAGAUGAACUGAAGCACGGCAACGCCUCCAUAAUCAUCAGAAAUACGAAGGUGGCCGACAGCGGAGACUACACCUGUGUUUUUCCACUUCUUCAGCCGGAAAGUAAAAUCCACAUUGAGCUUGUUGUUGAACUCUCCUUUAAAGACCGAUCAGGAGAAAUCACAGGUGCAGCUCCAGAGCCUCACGUCACGAUAGUAGAUGUCACAGAGUUCGGGGUGCUGCUGCAGUGUGACGUUCGAGGUGCUUUUCCACAGCCGAAGCUACAGUGGCAGGACAGUGAUGGAAACAUCCUCCGUGCUGAGGAGCCACAGGUCUCAGAAAGAAGCGAUCACUACGACAUCACCCUCCAAACUGCUGUGACCAAGACCAAAACCAACUGUUUCCACUGUGUGGUCGAGCAGGAGGACAUCGGUCAUAAGAUCAUUGCUAACAUCACUGUGCGAGAGAAACUGUUUGAGGACACGUGCAGCAAAGUGGCUGUCACAGGAGAGUUGGUUGGAUUCGUUUUGGGAGCUGUAGCUGUUGGUGUAGUUCUGGCUUUGCUUGUAGCGGCAAAGUGCAUCACAAUACGCCGUAAUAAAGGUUCUCCUCAGCAGAGAAACGGUUCUUGUAACGGACCUUCAGCGCUGCCACUUAAUGCACCUGUUAGUGAGAGAGAGAGAGAGAGAGAGAGAGUGUGUGAGAGUGAGAGACUUGUAAAGGUCAGUUUUUGGUUACAGCCGGUCCACACCUCCUACCUGAACUGUGCGUUGUGGAUCCUCUUGCUUUUCAUUUUGGCGGCCAUGUUUACAGUUUGGAGCAGCCACACAUGAGCAGUGCGUGUCUAACACGGCUGCAGCAACGUUUCAUCAGUGCCUUUUCUCUCUCAAUAAGCACUGGAAACCUGUAGAACACAAACCCCACUAUAAAUGGCUGCUAAACUGUGCCAGGCCAAGGGAAGAGGGAGUGCUGUAUAUGUUUUUUGUUACGUUUGAGCACACGCUUCUUAACCCUUUUCUGUCUAAGCUUCUGUGAGCCGCAGCAGUUCAGUGAGGUAGCCGUCAAACACAGGUAAAGGUAGGCAGUGUGGCCCAGGCAUUUCAAUCUACAUUUCUAAAAGUCAACAAAAGGUUAAACAAGUUUCACAAAGACCCUAUUUAUUACAGCGCUUUUGUAUGGAAUUUAUAAUUUCCUAUGUCGCUGUAGCUCAACAUGAUUAAGAUCUUGGCACAUUUCUGAACCCUGUAUGUUGAAUUUUAUUUUUUUAAUAUUUUCAUUACUUGUUUUAUUAUCCUACUUUCUCUUUAUGUUUCUCAUUUGUAUUUUUCACUGAACUUAAGCUUGCUGUACAUAUCAUAACGCUUGAGUGUGAAUUUUUUUUUAACAUAAAAUGUAUGUGAAAUGUAAAGUUACUUUUGUCUUGUUAAGUGUAUUACUUUUUAAUAUGUUACCAAGCAGUAUUAUGCCAAAUACGAUGCUAACUCUUCUUUUAAUCUUAUUGAUGCUGUUUCUGGGACACUACAGUAAAGACGAGCAUGUAUAUGUUAUAGUUUACAGAGUGCUGAGCCAGUCUGUCAGUUACAGUUUAAGACACGAAUGACUGUUGUCUCACUCUCACUUUUUAAUUUUAUAUAUUGAAUGUGCUCAUACGUCUGUGGAUAUCAUGUAAACAAUUGUUUUGCACAUCGCAUUGCAGCAUGUAUUUUUUUAAUAUUUUCAUUACUUUUAUUAUCCUACUUUCUCAUUAUGUAUCUCAUUUGUAUUUUUCACUCGCUCACUGUUUUCAGUCAAAAUUGAACUGACCGUUGUGUUCAGUGAAAAGUAAACUGUGAUAAUGAGAUAACAUUAGUUUUAUCAGGUCCCUUUUUAUUUUAUUUAAAGAUCAUAUUGAUCGGCUCAAAUCCAAAUGUUUAGUUUCACAAGCUCAGUGGCUCAAAAGUGACCAAAAAGGACAGGUACCCUAAAUAAUCAGGUGACGUGUGAAAUAUACACGUCACCUGAUUACGUAUGUAUAUAAUAAUGUAUCUUAACCAUGUAGUUCCUUAUAACAUCAGCAAAAACGUGCAGCUUGUGAAAUGAGGCAAUAGUGGUUGAUACUGUUUCCUCUUGGUUUAAAGCACUAGCAGUCUGAAAAACUGGAGACAAGCGACAGACUUCAGUCUGAGGCCUGAAUCAGGAAGAGUGUAGUGGUCCAGAUGAGAAGAGAUAGAAACUCCUUUUUUUUAUCUGAGAUUUUUUAUUUAUUUUUUAAAUCACUGUAGCUAUGACCGUGACACAGAACUGACACAAGAAGAGAAGAAAAGGUUGAGAUUUAAUCACACUGCUCUGAGGAGAUUUAUGGAUGUAGUGAGAGAGGACAUGAAGCUAAUUGGUGUGAGUGAAGAGGACGCAGAGGACAGGGUUAGAUGGAGGCACAUGAUUCGCUGUGGCGACCCCUGAAAGGGAACAGCCGAAAGGAAAAGAAGAAGAAGAAGUUCUUAGUCCUUACUCAGCUGGACAGGGGACGCCACUGAACUUAAGCUUGCUCUGCAUAUCUUAUUGCUUGACUGUGAAUAUUUUUUUAAUAUAAAAUUUAUGUGAAAUGUUACUUUUGUCUUGUUAUUGGAGUUAAGUUGUUAAAUGUAUUACUUUAUACGGUGCCAAGAAGGAAUCUGCCAAAUACACUACUGACUGUUGUUUUAAUCUUAUUGAUGCUGUUUCUGGGACACUACAGUAAAGACGAGCAUGUAUAUGUUAUAGUUUACAGAGUGCUGAGCCAGUCUGUCAGUUACAGUUUAAGACACGAAUGAUUGUUGUCUCACUCUCACUUUUUAAUUUUAUAUAUUGAAUGUGCUCAUACGUCUGUGGAUAUCAUGAAAACAAUUAUUUUGCACAUCGCGGUACAGCAUUCCCAUCAAAUGUUUUCUUGUUAUAUUUACAUAUUACGUAUUUCUCACUAAAACUCUAACAAAUGUGUUCAAUGCAUUUCUGUCCACAAAUGUUUCAAAGCUGAUUUUAAAAUGAUCCCCUAAUUUGUUUUUUAAUUAAUAAUAAAAUAUGCUGCUUGGAAUAAUA
Messenger RNA from Siniperca chuatsi (mandarin fish), 3456 nucleotides. RefSeq names its product butyrophilin-like protein 10. The record is from RefSeq and is a predicted model, not a curated record. Bases 123 to 1235 code for a protein of 370 amino acids. Lineage: Eukaryota; Metazoa; Chordata; Actinopteri; Centrarchiformes; Sinipercidae. The transcript has 6 exons.